Molecule: messenger RNA, 933 nt
Organism: Telopea speciosissima
Lineage: Eukaryota; Viridiplantae; Streptophyta; Magnoliopsida; Proteales; Proteaceae
Product: ADP-ribosylation factor 1-like
Exons: 7
Coding region: 143-688 (181 amino acids)
Biological process (GO): vesicle-mediated transport; intracellular protein transport
Cellular component (GO): cytoplasm
Molecular function (GO): GTPase activity; GTP binding
Source: RefSeq, a predicted model, not a curated record
GCUCGUUUACUUUCCUCACCGUUUCAGGUUCUUCCUACUCGCAAGAUUUCAAACUUUCGUCUGCGAUCUCCUCCUCUCCUCGAUCUGCAUUUCGAGAUCUGACUGAUCUCGUUCUUCGGCGUUUCUCAUCUUCUUCGAAGAAAUGGGGCUCCAAUUCUCGAGGCUCUUCAGUCGCCUUUUUGCGAAGAAGGAAAUGAGGAUCCUUAUGGUUGGUCUUGAUGCCGCUGGUAAAACUACCAUCCUCUAUAAGCUCAAGCUUGGAGAGAUCGUCACCACCAUUCCUACCAUUGGUUUUAAUGUGGAGACAGUGGAGUACAAAAACAUCAGCUUCACUGUUUGGGAUGUGGGGGGCCAGGACAAGAUCAGACCAUUAUGGAGGCACUACUUCCAAAAUACACAGGGUCUUAUAUUCGUUAUUGACAGCAAUGAUAGAGACCGUGUAGUUGAGGCAAGGGAUGAGCUUCACCGGAUGCUAAAUGAGGAUGAACUGCGAGAUGCUGUCUUGCUCGUGUUUGCCAACAAACAAGAUCUUCCCAAUGCAAUGAAUGCUGCUGAAAUUACUGAUAAGCUUGGUCUGCAUUCCCUGCGUCAGCGAACCUGGUACAUUCAAAGCACUUGUGCUACAUCUGGUGAGGGAUUGUAUGAAGGACUGGAUUGGCUCUCCAGCAACAUUGCCAGCAAGGUUUGACAUUUAUCACUGCUGGUGGAGAACUAAAAAAUUAAAUUGCCGACUGGGUUGAGCACUUGUGUGAUUGGUGGCUGUGUACCUUAUUUUCAGAUUACCUGUUCAAGAAUAGAAUUUUUCCUCAGUUGUUGUUCCUUAUAUUUGUUUCAGCUCUAUUCUUUUUGUAUCUCAAUCAGAUUCAAGGUCUUACAUUGUAUACUUUGAAAUUGUAAUGAUGUUUAAAAUAUAGUUUCUUCGUGAUUUUCUUA